UCUUCUACGCUCGUUUUCCAUUCCGAACAAGUUUCCCGGAUAUCUCUGAGCUUCCAUUUCCCACAAUUUCUCCAUCCAAUUUCGAUUUUUCUUCAUGGAUCCUCAGCACCAGCUUCGAGAUCACACCUUAGAUCCUGACCCCCAACUUCCCUCCAUCAAAAUUCACCAUCCGGCUUCCCCUCGCCACCCAUCCGCCACCACCCCCGCCGNAGGCGUUGCCGUUGACCUUUCCGAAGAGAGCGCUUAUGCUGUCCGCUGGGCUGUUCAACACUACCUUCGCCCUGGUGAUGCUGUUAUUCUUCUCCAUGUUAGCCCUACCUCCGUACUCUUCGGCGCCGAUUGGGGGGCCAUUGAUAUUUCUCUGAAGACUGCUGGUGAUAAUUCAGAUGAUGAGGAUGCGGGCGAUGCUGAUAAUAAUCAAAAUCAGAAUCGCAGCGAGCGGUCGAAACGUAAAAUGGAGGACGAUUUUGAUGCUUUCACUGCCUCGAAAGCUGCCGAUCUAGCUAAACCUAUAAAAGAUGCUCAGAUUCCGUACAAGAUUCACAUAGUGAAGGAUCAUGACAUGAGAGAGAGGCUGUGUUUGGAAGUGGAGAGAUUAGGGCUCAAUGCCCUAAUCAUGGGCAGUCGGGGCUUUGGUGCAGCAAGGCGCGGUAAAGACGGCGGACUUGGUAGUGUCAGUGAUUAUUGCGUCCAUCAUUGUGUGUGUCCUGUGGUGGUGGUACGGUUUCCAGAUGAGAAGGAGAGCGGUACUAUCGGCGGCGCUAUGGUGGCGCUGAAGGAAGAGGACGAGGCCGGGAUGAAGUCUGCAUCUGCGGAACCGGUGGAAUCUUAAGGUUAGAAAUCUCUGUUUUUCGAGAUUGCUUCUCGUAUUGUAAUGGGUUUCCUUGGUUUGUUUUUUUGAAGCCAGAAGCGAUUCUAAGUCUAGUUGUCGUCUAGUUUUCCAUUGGAACAAAGUUGAACAUACGGUCUAUCAGAAUGUUGCAAAUUUGCUAAGUAUUUCCCCACUUUCAUGUUUGUUUAGUAGAGCAUGGCUAUGGUGAACUUGUUUCUGUUCUUGCUUUCAAUAACUUAAUGUAAUUAUGUUAUAUGUAAUUGAAGACAUAGCAUCUUGUGUGUUGAUUUUGUA
Molecule: messenger RNA, 1126 nt
Organism: Cucurbita pepo subsp. pepo (vegetable marrow)
Lineage: Eukaryota; Viridiplantae; Streptophyta; Magnoliopsida; Cucurbitales; Cucurbitaceae
Source: RefSeq, a predicted model, not a curated record